Messenger RNA from Caenorhabditis elegans, 3507 nucleotides. Its product is annotated as TPR_REGION domain-containing protein. Lineage: Eukaryota; Metazoa; Nematoda; Chromadorea; Rhabditida; Rhabditidae. The record is from RefSeq and is marked reviewed.
UUGACAACGCGCGCUGUUCCUUUGAUACCGUACCUGAUUCAAAAUUUCCAUUUUCGAAACUUCGUGGUUUUGUCACUAUUUUCCAGCACGUUUUCUGAAAAUUCCAUCAACUUUUUCGAAUAAAACAUCUAGCAGGCUUCAGAGAAGAGUCUAGCAUGGAUUGCGAUUCGGGAAUGAUCGCGGAGCAAUCAGAAAUCCAAGAAGAUUCAACGAAACAAGCGGCAGAACUGACUGUUGUCUCGAGCGUCAGUGAAGUGGACCAAGAGAAUGUGAAAAAUACACUCCACGUGAUUGAGAACAAGGUCGAAGAACCGGAAUCAGCUGUUGUUGACGAAGUGGAGGUUCCGAUUGAAAAAAUCAUAGAUUGUCUUGGAGUUGAAGCCAGAGAAGAUAAUGGAAAAGUAGAGGAUAAUGUUUUUGAAAGCCAAGAUGAAGCGGCGGGGUUGGAUGCGGUCAAGGAUACAGAUAAAAAGGAUGAAGCGGCAACGAUGGAAGCGGUCAAGCAUACAGAUAAAGAAGUCAAAGUAAAAAACCGUACUUCAUCUGUGAAAUCUGACAUCAGCCGGAAUUCUGUAAACGAAAAUUCCGAGAAUGAAGUUGAGCCCAUCGUACCUGACGUGUAUACUAUAAUCGAAUGGGAAAAGAAGGGCGAAGACUACAAUGUGCAGCAGGCAAAAUUUGUCAAGACGUACUACAGAAAGUUUGCUUCGGCUCUUCAAUUCAUCGAUCCCGAGUUUCGUUUCUCUGCAGGAAUCGGACCUUGCACAACUUUCGAUUCUGAAGGUGUGACACGCAUCAGAGAAAAGAUGAAUGAAAUCUCUAGUGAUACUCUCUGCCCAUUCGAAGAUGGCUUUCAUGCUUCAGCCGAAGAGUAUCGCACAUUUCUUACUGAAGUUCUCAAACACGCGCGCUUCUGUUUGGGACUGGCAUGCUGUGAGCGUUGCUUCAUUCACAUAGGUCAAUGGCACGAUAGGCGGAACAUCCUCAGCGUAUGGGGACAUGAAAUCGAUCCACUUCUCGAACUGAAGACAAUUAAAGCAAUUUUUGAGGAAAUCAAAGAUUCGUUUACAAAAAGUGAAGGAAUCGAAUCACGACUUCUGGCAGAAGCUCAUAAGAUUUUCGAUUUCAUGUUGCCAGCUCUUGAAGCUUCUGAUACCCAAACCUUGGAAGAAAAUGGAAUUUCUGAUGGUCUUGCCACUAUUCAUGGACGAAAAGAAAUGGGAUUCGAAAUAUCUGAAGCAGAAGUUGAUGAGAUGUUGGAGCAAAGCCUACUUGAUGAAGGAUUUGGCGAGUUCCUGUCGACAGCACUCCACGCUCCAGAACUGUUCAAAACUCCGAAACAUCUGAAGCUAAUUUACGAUCAACUCGAAAAGAUGACAAAGUCGAUUGAUAUUCGUGUGAAAUCAAGAGGUAUUCAGAUGAUAUCUCGAAUUUUCGAGGUUUUGUCUGAAGAAGAAGCAAUGAGCUUGUUUGACGAAUUGCGUGAAAAGCCGAGAAUCUCCAUGGAGAAGAUGUUUGGAGUCAAUUUAGCCACGUAUGAUCUCCCAAGAAACGAUGCGAAGCGAGCUCAAUAUCUCAAAAUUUUCUACACAACACUGGGUGAGAGUAGUCCGAUUGAGAAUUUCGUAUUCCCACUCAAACGAUUGGUCGCAGCAAUUGAAUGCUUUUAUCUCAUUUUCUCAGCAUUUGAGUUCAACACAUUUAUUUUCAAAAUCUUAUCAACAAGAUCGAAGGGUAAUGCACAACUCGACAAGGACCGCUCAAUGUUGAGUACUGCUCUGCUGAUGCUCCCGGAUAAACUUAAAAAGCGACUCGAAAUUGGUCCUGGAAACGAGCCUGCGGGCCCAUUGCCAGUUGUUUCAGAUGUUGAAGAUGCAUCUAGCGCCGAUUCUGGAAAGGAUAACCCAGAGAGCAUGUACUUCCAAGUUGUUUCAACUAUUAGAUUUGGACAGAGAGAUGGAAUCAUGGAUAGAUUGGCCGCAUUUCUUUCAGUCACUUCGAAUACGGGCGAACACAUCAUUUCACUGGAACCAACUUUGCGAUUUGCCAUGAGAUGUGUGGACGCUAAAAAGUAUCAGACGAUGGCUGUUGAUGUGCUCAAAUUUCUUGCUCGCCCACAAAUGAAAAGGAUGAAAUUGCCAAACGAGUUUUUUGAAGAUCUCAUUGUUCUCGUUCUUUCCAAGUAUAACAUUCCAGACUCCACAUAUUCCGAGAAAUUGUAUCAAUUUAUUGAUUACUUUCUGAAUCUCGUGGAAACUCUCAGAAAGGAAAACGGUAUUGUGAUUGACGAGAAGAAAAUUGUUGAUAAAUGGGCGAAUAUGGGCCAUCAUUGGUUUUCCAUCUUUUUCCUUUCUCAUCGUUUCGAUAUUCUCAAAUUCUCGACCACAAUCGCUCAGUUGCCAUGGUCAUCUGCAGACAUUUGGAACGAGGAGAAAAAAGAUCCAUCCGAUGUGACAAGCUAUUUGCACUUGGCAAAACUUCCAACCGCGUGGCCAAACUACUGUAAUCUCGAUGUCAUCGAGAAAACGGUUUCAGAUCACAUUCCACAAGAAGUAGUUCGUACACAGCUCUAUGAAGCAAUGAAAAAGUACGCCGCCGAGAUGCCGAUAGAUGAGAAUUGGAAGAAGAAUCUCCUCAGACAUUUCACAAUUAAGAUCAAAUUUUUGACAUCACACAAAAAAAUUGAUAAGGAAGAGCUGAAGGAAGACACAAAGCAGUCAAAAGAAGAUAGCAAGGUACCUGAGAAGAGCCCAGAAGUACUUCCUGGAGACGCGGAAAAGUGUGAAGAAUCGGAAGAAGUAACCACAAAAGCGUCUUCCGAUGCAAAAGAAGGAGUGAUCGCAGUAGAUGCAGUGGCUGCUGAACCGGAUAUCGUUCAAGAAAAUGCGACUAGCACAGAUGAUGCAAAUAAUGAAGACCAGGAGAAAGCUUCACAGGUCGUUGCCAGCUCUGUAAUCUCUGAAGAAGUGUUGAAAGAAGAAUCAACCGGAGACUGUGUAAAAACUUCGAAAGAUCAUAUGGAUUCAGAAACUGCUGGUAAUUGUUCCGAUUCUGUGAUCAACGAUGAGCCGGUGGAGGCUGAAGACCCCGACAAUGUGAAAGUUGAACGGAAAGAAGAGGACGAGUCAAUUGACGGAGUAUCAUGCGAUAACGAGAAAAUCCCACUGAAACCCUUAGCACAAUGUGGCAAGAACUGUUUGUACGGCUUCUACCCGGACGAUAAGUGGGCUCUUUUGAAUGAGCCAGUAAUCAAUGAAAUUUAUCGGCUACGCGAAAAACACGGCUACUCGAACAAGAUGUAAUCUUCGUGCAAUACUUGUAACAUAUCACAAAUGCAUUCAUCAUCGUGAUGAGUUCAACAGUUUUAUUCAAAAAUUUUGAAAAUGCUCAAGUGACGAACUUUUUUUCUUUUUUUUUUUGUUAAGAUUAUUUCAUUUCCCUUUAAAAUUUUCUCUAUAGAGCUAUAGUAUCGUUGUUCGUGUUUUCUAAUAAACGCUUUAAAGUUUU